AUGACUAUCUUGCAUGAAACAAUCAUCACCAAGACCGAUGCUCCGAGACCUCUCGCCGACAAUGUGCUCGCUACAUCUCCCAGCGCACCACAGGACCUUCCAUGUCUCCUCGAGGAACUCCAAGUAGCAGGAGCAUCUUUCCUCCGCGGGGACACGGACGAAAGAUUACAGGUCGUUCAUCUCGCGCAGUCAAUUGUCCAUGCUAUGCGGACACCGCGCGAGACAGUAUUGCAGUAUUCAUUCGCACAAUUCGCAGUAUUCUCAGCGAUCGAAAUCUGUAUUGACCUAGGUAUAUUCUCGAUCCUUACCGGAAGCAAUGGACCCAAGACAGCUCAGGAACUUGCGGAGGAGACCGGCACAGACGCUAGCAUGCUGGCACGAAUUCUCAAACAUUUAGCCGCCAUGAUGGUCAUUGUGGAGACAGGGCCAGAUGAAUACAAGUCCAAUUCCAUAUCGCAGACACUAGCCGUCCGCCGAUACAGCGAUAUGUGGCCAUGCGCCCUAAUCGAUAGAGUCGACUGCAUCCGCGGUGCAGCCCAAGCCCUCCCUACCUGGCUUAAACAGAAUGCCUAUCAAUCCCCUACGAAUGGAAUAGACUGUCCUUUCACAACAGGCUACAACACGAAACUAGCCUUCUACGAAUGGCUGCACGCGAACCCGCACAAUCCCUCCCUGGCCAGUCAAUUCGCCGGCGUAAUGUCGGCCUACCGGCAGAACAGCAAGAGCUGGAUGGACGGCGACUCUUAUCCUCUACACGACCGAUUAAUCUGCGAAGCGCGGACGGGGAAGGAUGACGUUUUUCUCGUAGAUGUUGGUGGAAGUGUAGGACACGAUCUUCUUGAGCUACGGCGGAAAUGGCCUAGUCUUCCGGGGAAAUUGAUAUUACAGGAUUUGCCGGCUGUUGUUGAGAAUGUUGGGAUUUUGGAAGAUAUUCAGGUUAUGGCGUAUGAUUUUUUUACUACGCAGCCGCGUCGUCGGCCAGGGGCACGAGUCUAUUACCUCCAUUCAAUCUUGCAUAACUGGAACGAUGAGAAGUGCCGACAGAUCCUCGCACAGCUCGCUGCGGCAAUGGCCCCGUCGUACAGUGUGUUGUUGAUUCAUGAUAAUGUUAUCCCAGACAUGGGCGCGCAUUGGGAAGCGACUGCCAUGGAUAUUAUGAUGAUGGUUAAUGUGGCGGCUAAGGAAAGGACGAGGGACCAAUGGUCCGCAUUACUGGAGUCGGAGGGUCUGACAGUAGGAGGGAUUUGGACGCUAGGGACUGGUGUGGAGAGUUUGGUUGAAUGUCGGUUGUCCCACAGUGCCUAG
Molecule: messenger RNA, 1305 nt
Organism: Penicillium vulpinum
Lineage: Eukaryota; Fungi; Ascomycota; Eurotiomycetes; Eurotiales; Aspergillaceae
Product: S-adenosyl-L-methionine-dependent methyltransferase
Exons: 5
Coding region: 1-1305 (434 amino acids)
Molecular function (GO): O-methyltransferase activity
Source: RefSeq, a predicted model, not a curated record